GUAUUAUUCCCGGUAAGGAAAGGAAACUCUCUCUCUCUCUCAAUUCUCCAAACAAACACAUGCUUAAUCUUAAUUAUCAUGUUUUUUGAUUCGAUGUAAUAUUCCUGGGUAUUUCAUGAGUUCAUGAUCAUUUCAUUGUGAUCGAUCAUGUUUUGGUUUAAGGUUGCUUUUUGUUUCUGGGUAUUGUAUUUAGAGAGACUCUAAAAUAAUUCAGACCGUCAUCGGCAGAUGGGGUCUGAAGGUCCUGCAGCAGCUGCUGUAACAACAGUUCAUGUAACAGGUUUCAAGAAAUUCCAUGGAGUUUCGGAGAAUCCGACGGAGGCGAUCGUCCGCAAUUUGACGGAGUAUAUGAACAAGAAGGGUUUGCCUAAAGGUUUAGUAAUUGGGAGCUGCACCAUUCUUGAGACUGCUGGUCAGGGAGCACUUGUUCCCUUGUACCAGACAUUGCAAUCUGCCAUUACUGCUGCCAAGGAAUCUGAAUCUUCAAGUUCUAACAGAGUUAUCUGGCUGCAUUUUGGGGUUAACAGUGGUGCAACAAAGUUUGCUAUAGAGCGUCAAGCUGUCAACGAGGCCACCUUCCGUUGCCCUGAUGAAAUGGGAUGGAAGCCUCAGAAAGUCCCCAUUGUCCCUUCAGAUGGUGCUAUUUCGCGAACACGGGAGACUACCCUUCCUGUGGAGGAGAUUACCAAGGCCUUGGCAAAGAAGGGUUAUAAUGUGAUGACAUCUGACGAUGCCGGCAGGUUUGUGUGCAAUUAUGUUUACUAUCAUUCUCUUCGAUUUGCAGAGCAGAACGGGAUCAAAUCUCUCUUUGUGCACGUGCCGCUCUUCUUCACAAUAGAUGAAGAAGUCCAAAUGCAAUUUGCUGCUUCCUUGUUAGAUCUACUUCCUUCAAUAUGUUAGUAACAUCCGGCUCCUGUAAUUGUUCUGGUGUUGCAAUGCAUAUGAAAGUGGAUGAGUGUUCCUUUAAUGAAAUGUUAUAAAUUAUUGUGAUAAUAAGAUAUUGUCAUGAAAUGGAAACGGUUGAUUGAAAAUGGCAUGUGUGGCUGAGCCAUGAGCAUUUGCUUGGGCUGGCAAAUGAUCCUGAUUAAAGGCUUCAGCAAAAUGUUGACACAAAUUGACAUCUUCAAUGUUACAGUGUGAAUAAUGUUCAUUUUUCUUUUCCUUA
This is a messenger RNA of Lotus japonicus, 1165 nucleotides long. RefSeq lists its product as uncharacterized. The coding region runs from base 229 to 900 and encodes 223 amino acids. The transcript has 5 exons. The record is from RefSeq and is a predicted model, not a curated record. Gene Ontology annotation, biological process: proteolysis. Gene Ontology annotation, molecular function: pyroglutamyl-peptidase activity. Lineage: Eukaryota; Viridiplantae; Streptophyta; Magnoliopsida; Fabales; Fabaceae. Gene Ontology annotation, cellular component: cytosol.